AAUGGCAAGGAGGGAAUUCUAACCUUACUUCGUGAUAUCUUCACUAUGUCUGAAGGCAGUGAUGAAGUUGUUAGAGUGGGAGAAUAUAUAGUUCUUCAGAGGCAGUCCUACACUAAAUUGCAUAAAGUUUCAGAUCAUGGAACUGUAAUGUUAGGGAAGGAUCAAAUAGAUAUUAAAUCAAUAAUUGGUAAACCUUUGUGGACUACAUACAAAAUGGAGCCCAAAAAAGGUUCCAAGCGCGACUUCAUACUUGCAGAGUGUGAUAGUGCAGAAAGUUUAGCAGAACAGUUAAUUAAAGCAGUGUCCAGUGGUGUUGACAAUCGAAAUAUAUUUGAUGAUGGUAAUUCUCAACAGUUGUCAACAGAAGAAAUUAUAAGUAUGAGACAAGAAGGAAUGUCAGGCCAAGAUAUAGUUGGCCAGCUUGUUGAAAACAGUAAAACUUUCAGAGACAAGACUGAGUACUCUCAAGAAAAAUAUUUAAAAAAGAAAGAAAAGAAAUACUUUGAAUACGUUACUAUAAGGAAACCUACAAUUAGAUUAAUUGCUCAGAUUUUGUACAGGCAAGAUUCAACAAAAAUAAUGGGUUUACGAAUGGACACCCUGUCUCAAAUUUCUACAGCUGCUGGAGUUCAAUCACAAGGUACAUACCUAUUGUAUGAAAGUGGUUGUCAAGGUCUUGUUGCAGCUGCUUUAGUUAAUAGUUUAGAUGAAGGUGGGUGCUUAGUUCACACUCAUGCUGGUAACAUUCCUCAAAAACAAGCUAUAUUAGCCAUGAACUUUUCUGAAGCACAGAAAUCACGGCUUAUCAGUGUUAAUAUACAUUCUCUUUUACGGAAACUUCAUCAGCUUAAAGAUAGUAUUGUCAACACUGUGUCAGACAAAGAUAACCAGUUGUCGACAUGUAAUGGUGACCAUGUAAUGUCCCAAAACAACAGUGAAUCUGAGCAAGUUGUAGAAGUUGAAAUGAAAUUGGAAAAAUCUGUGAACAUAUCAACAGAAUCAAAGAACAAUAAUGAAGAAAAGGUGGUGAAUAUAAACGAAAAUGAAGAUGUGCAAAAUGACACAAAUGAUCGGAAACGAAAGCAUUCAGAUGUUGAGGACAGUGGUCCUAAGAAGCCUCGGUGGGAGCUAGAAACUGAACGAGCCGCUCUUAUUUUAAAAAGUCAGCUUGCUGAUGGACUAAUUGUAGUUGCAAAAGAACAUCCUCGAAAUAUUUUUCUUGCACUUUUAGAAUGGGUCAAUCCUUCAAGACCUUUUACAGUAUUCUGUUUGUGCAGAGAGCCAUUAAUGGACUUGUAUGUAUAUCUUAAAUCGAGAAAUGAUGUCAUUGCUCUUCGACUGACUGAAUCUUGGCUUCGGACACAUCAAAUUCUUCCUAACCGCACACAUCCUGAUAUACUAAUGAGUGGAAGUGGUGGUUAUCUGUUGUCAGGAAUUGUGGUUCGUGAUACUGCAGUAGAAACUGUAGACUAAAGAGACUUAAUUUGUAUAAAGUAUAUUCUGUUAAAUGAAUAUUUCAAAAUAAAGUAAUUUAUUUACAAAAAUUAAUUUAUAAGUUUCUUACCCCCAUAAACUUGCAUUAUGUCAAUCUAUAUUAAAAUCUCUUCUGGACA
Molecule: messenger RNA, 1613 nt
Organism: Gryllus bimaculatus (two-spotted cricket)
Lineage: Eukaryota; Metazoa; Arthropoda; Insecta; Orthoptera; Gryllidae
Source: the annotation of a GenBank genome assembly